CAUCUUACAACUGUUUUGUUUUAUGUUUUAUAAAUAAAAAUUUUUAAUGAUAAUUUUAUAUGUUUGAAAGAAAAUGCCGCGAAACGUCGAAGUAAAAGCUAGAUUGGAUGAUUUGGAAUCAUUUAAAAAGUUAGCGGAAAGUAUCAGUGAUACAAAAGCGGAAAUCAUACAUCAACAUGAUACCUUCUUUAAAACAGAUGGCGAAUAUCGUUUGAAGCUUCGUAAACAGUCUGGACAAAAUCGCUUGAUCAGUUACAAACGCUCCGACAAAGAAGGACCUAAACUAUCACAAUAUGCACACUACUGGACUGACAAUCCGGACAGUUUGAGAGAAGUUUUAAGUCAAGCGUACAGUCUUAGAGGCACAGUAGAAAAGAAACGUACUUUAUAUAUGUCUGGUCAAACGAGGAUACAUGUAGAUGAAGUAAAAGAUCUUGGUCAUUUUAUGGAACUCGAGGUGUGUUUAAGGGACGAUCAAUCUUUAGAAGAAGGAGAACUAAUUGGGAAGAAUUUGAUGCAACAACUUCACGUAAAACAAUCGAAUCUCGUAUGUGGCGCAUAUAUAGACUUCCUUGAGAAGAAUUAGUAAUUUUUUUACUCAUCACGAAAACAUGGCAGUCUUUCCUAUUGUUAUUUUUAUAAAAACAAGUUACGUCAUCAACUUUAACAUCCGAACAAAGUUUUCA
Hydractinia symbiolongicarpus is the source of this 686-nucleotide messenger RNA. RefSeq lists its product as uncharacterized. NCBI's taxonomy places the organism in Eukaryota, Metazoa, Cnidaria, Hydrozoa, Anthoathecata, Hydractiniidae. The record is from RefSeq and is a predicted model, not a curated record. Bases 74 to 586 code for a protein of 170 amino acids. The transcript is spliced from 6 exons.